GCCAUACAUCCAUUUUUCGUACGCAUGCGUGCGGCUGUUGCAUUGUUGAAGUUGUCUCAGACGUUAUUGUAAAACAUGUCAGAAAAAGGAGAGGUGGAUUUAACCGGUGCCAAGCAGAACACGGGCGUGUGGCUUGUAAAGGUACCCAAAUACCUUUCUCAGCAAUGGGCAAAAGCAACAGGCAGAGGAGAAGUCGGAAAGCUCCGAAUCUGCAAGAAAGGAAAUCAAGGAAAACCAGAGGUGUCUUUUACUUUGAAUGAAGAGCUAACUGUAAUCGAUGGUAUCGAGGAUAAGAACGUGUGUGCACCACGCGAACACCCGUUCACCAUGCAGUCAGUGGGCGGUCAGAUGUUGGCAGUCUUCACAGAGACUUCAUCGGGCCAGUCAGAAGAGAGAUCUGAUGGCAGCAGCUCAGGUUCGGGGGCAGGGACAGGUCCAGAUAAAAUAGCCUUGGAGGGAGUAGUAGUGCAGAGAGCAGAAUGCAGACCAGCUGUCAGUGAAAGCUAUAUGAGGCUGAAGAGGUUACAAAUUGAAGAGUCCUCCAAACCUGCCAGGCUGUCUCAACAGUUAGAAAAAGCUGUUACCAGCAACUACAAACCUGUGGCCAACCAUGAUUACAAUCGUGAGUAUGAGAGGAAGAAGAAGGAGGAGGGCAAGAGAGCACGAGCUGACAAACAGCAGGUGUUGGACAUGUUGUUUUCUGCUUUUGAGAAGCACCAGUACUACAACAUCAAAGACCUGGUGGAUAUCACCAAACAGCCUGUGAUUUACUUGAAGGAAAUCUUGCGUGAUAUUGGCAUCUACAAUGUGAAGGGAACACACAAGAACACCUGGGAGCUCAAGCCAGAGUACAGGCAUUACCAAGGCGAGGAAAAGACUGACGAAUAGUUCUUAAAACCUAAGGUGGGAGGUUGGGAGGAGGUUCCUCCCAGAUCAGAGCUUGGUUGGACCUGGUGUCUUUACAUCAGGUCUGAAGAUGCACUGGAUGAUGUGGUGGAGUUUUAUAGUUCUGUGUCAUUCUGUAGGAGACAAAAAGGAGUACCAUGGAAAAAAAUCUGAGGUUAUACACUGAAACAUACACCACCUUUUUCAGUCACAGCUUCAGCGUCAGUGUUUUAUGAAGAUGUAUGACUUGUGGUUCAAAGCAGUGGAUCUUUUUUUUUUAUGUUUUGUAUAUCCAGAAUCAUGGGGUUUAAUGUGUAGUGGGUAAACUUUUAGAAGACCACUGGUGUUGCUCCCACCACCAAAUAAAUGUGACCUCUUUAGCAAGUCACUUUACUUCAUUAAAAUGUAGCUCAUCAAUUUUCUAAAAGACAAAUUUGGUUAUCCUUUGCUCCAGGUGACUUCUCACUAAACCACCUUCUGUAUAAUUUUAGGUUUUAAAUUUGACUUAUGCAAUAAAGCUUUUU
Messenger RNA from Archocentrus centrarchus (flier cichlid), 1409 nucleotides. RefSeq names its product general transcription factor IIF, polypeptide 2a (gene gtf2f2a). The transcript has 9 exons. Gene Ontology annotation, biological process: transcription by RNA polymerase II; transcription initiation at RNA polymerase II promoter. Bases 76 to 888 code for a protein of 270 amino acids. NCBI's taxonomy places the organism in Eukaryota, Metazoa, Chordata, Actinopteri, Cichliformes, Cichlidae. The record is from RefSeq and is a predicted model, not a curated record. Gene Ontology annotation, cellular component: transcription factor TFIIF complex.